Molecule: messenger RNA, 1663 nt
Organism: Penaeus vannamei (Pacific white shrimp)
Lineage: Eukaryota; Metazoa; Arthropoda; Malacostraca; Decapoda; Penaeidae
Source: RefSeq, a predicted model, not a curated record
GGUGUCAUUGUGCUGUCCCAAGCUGUUAAUCGCAUUCUGGUUGAUGAUGUGCUGGAGAGGCUGCACCGAGAUGAUUGCUCAGCCUUGAAGAAAAAGCACCUCUUGUAUUCUCCUUCUCAUGGCACCAAGGAGAUGCGCGAGGCUUGUGCCACGUUCCUGACACGACAACAUUUCCCCAUGGAGGCUGUCCAUCCAGACCAUCUCAUCAUCAUGCCAGGAGUUACUGCCUGCAUGGAAAGCCUCGCACGUUCACUCUGUAAUCCAGGGGAUGUGGUGCUCUCUCCAUCGCCUAUAUAUCAUCGGAUAAAAACUAACUUUGAGGAUGCUGGAGCUAGAAUUGUUCACAUGGUUACCACACAGGAUAACAACUUUGAGCUGACACCUGAACAGGUGGAGGCAAGCAUAGUAGAAGUGCAGAGUGAGGGUGAGUGUGUGAGAGCCUGUGUCCUGGCCAACCCUCAGAACCCGCUUGGCCAAGUGAUGACACCAAGUUUCCUCAGGGCCAUUUUAGAGAUCUGUGCUAGGUAUGAAGUCCAUGUUGUGGUAGAUGAAAUCUUUGCAUUUUCUGUCUUUGCCAACGAUGCUACCUUUACUAGUCUCCUGGCUCUUGAAGAUCUGCCAGACCCACAUAGGACUCACAUGUUUUGGGGAUUCAGUAAAGAUUUCUGCAUUGCUGGUUUACGAAUAGGACUAAUUCACACUGUGAAUCCACAAUUGUUGACUAAGCUUAAACUUCGUUCACACUACCACUCGACAUCACAGCAAACUCAGCAUGCUAUUGCCACCAUGAUCAGUGACACAGUUUGGUGUGACAACUUCCUUGACUCCAGCAGAAAGAAACUGGCUGAAGCAUAUGCAAAGGCUUGUGACAUGAUGGAGGAGCUGCAGAUCCAAGUGUUAGAAGCCAAGGGAGCCUUUUUCCUUUGGGCUAACCUCCAGCCUUUCCUCACUGAGCCUACUGUGGAAGCUGAGUUUGAGUUAUGCAGGGCCUUACUGUUUGCUGGAGUGAGUAUCAUCCCAGGUACCAAGUUCCACUGCUCUGAACCAGGAUGGUUUAGGAUCCUCUUCUCUGUACCUGAAGAAGAAUUGCAAGAAGGUCUGAGAAGGUUAGGAGUAGUCAUUGGUAACCGCAGGUGAUAGUAAGAAUAAAGUUGCAAAGAAGAACAUGGAAAUAAAAGGAAGAUAGCAAAUAUUUUGGAUUUACUUUUUUGAAGAUUGGUUUCUGAAUGUUUGUGUUCCAUGACAUUUUAUUUGUUUUAAUUUCUUAAUGGAUGCUAGAAAAAAAAAAUACUGGCAUAUAUUACUUGUACUCUUGGUAUGAUUAGUUUUUAUCAUUUUUUUGUAUUUUCAUAUUUUAAAGUUAUGCACGUGUUUUCCCUAUUUUUAUUGUGAUACUAGUAUAUAUUUUUAUGCUGUGCUUUGUGUUGCACUGAACUACUGUUAUUAAUUCAGAAUAUUAGACCACUGAUUAAAAAUGUAAUUCACAAUAUUUUAUCAUAAGUUAGGGACUAUGGAAGUAAUAUCUUGCAAUACCUUGUUUCUAGUAAAACAGAGAUUGAAGAUAGUAGUGAGUCUUUUGAGUUUUGAUAUGGAAUAAUACUUUUCCAUGCUGGUCCAUCUUUAUAUCAAAAUUAUUUCAGAUUUAAUGAACGGAGAUAAAAGA